Striga hermonthica is the source of this 429-nucleotide messenger RNA. The record is from the annotation of a GenBank genome assembly. NCBI's taxonomy places the organism in Eukaryota, Viridiplantae, Streptophyta, Magnoliopsida, Lamiales, Orobanchaceae.
AUGACGAGCCUCUCAAUCUCGAGCUGCAUUCUCCCUUCCAAAUCGAACCUAACUAGGCCAUCAACCUCGUCGCCAUUCAAUGGCGUUCGAAUUUCGCAUUUGUGCCCGACGCGCCGCCCCGGCGUGUCGUCCAGCCGUGCCUCGUCCGUGGUGAUGAUGGCGAAAAGAGAUGAGGAGCUGAAGGAGAUUAGGGGUAAGUCGACGGAGGAGCUGAACGAAGAGAUUGUGGACCUCAAAGGCGAGCUUUUCAUGCUCCGCCUCCAGCGCUCGGCCAGGAAUGAGUUCAAGGAGCUAGAGGAAGGGAUCAGCAAGAGGCUGUCGAGAAAGCUCGACUUGAAAUGGAAGAAAAGUAUUGUUCCAAGGCCGCCACCAUCUCUCAAGAAAUUGCAAGAAGAGGAGGCAGCUGCCGAGGCUAAAGAGUCGGCUUGA